This is a messenger RNA of Dovyalis caffra, 438 nucleotides long. Lineage: Eukaryota; Viridiplantae; Streptophyta; Magnoliopsida; Malpighiales; Salicaceae. The record is from the annotation of a GenBank genome assembly.
AUGCCAGGCAAGCGCUCUCGCUUAAAUCAGUCACAGAGCUUCGGCGACAUUGGCUUCGGCAACGACCGGCUGUCGCCGUGGGACGCUGGUUUCACUACUGAUAAUAUGGACGAUCAGUCUCACCAGAGGAUUAUCACGGUUUCGCCCCCUCCCCCGCUGCUUCCAAAGAAAGAGAAGGAUAUCGGAGGUGGAGUAUUGGAAACUGAGCAUUUUCUCGAGAGGUGUCACCGCUGCAUGAAGAGAUUGAGUCAAAAACAGGAUGUCUAUAUGUAUGGUUACUUGGGUGCUUUUUGUAGUCAUGAGUGCCGUGAAGCACAGAUUGCAAUUGACAGGGCAGGGCAGGAAGUCCGUGGACAAUCAAUUGGAACAAGGACUUCAAGCAGCAAGAUGAAUACAACGGGAAAGGCUUUGGCAGAACCACAGCUUGUAUAUAACUAG